Molecule: messenger RNA, 1128 nt
Organism: Linum trigynum
Lineage: Eukaryota; Viridiplantae; Streptophyta; Magnoliopsida; Malpighiales; Linaceae
Source: the annotation of a GenBank genome assembly
CAAUUAUCAAAAUCAAAUCUCCUGACAAAAUGGCACUUGUCUAUCUAUCUUCUCCUCCUCCCACUCUCCAUCACCAUCCUCGUCGUUGAGACCGUUUCCGGACUUCUCUCCACUUCUGCAGCUUCCAAACACCGGCAACCGCCGCUGCGCCCAGGCCCGAAGCCCUGCCGAUCAUCGGAAACAUUCCACACAUGACAAGAAAGGUUCACAUCACCAUGUCUGAAUUCGCCAAAACCCACGGUCCAUUGAUUUCAGUGAAGCUCGGCACUCAACUAAUCAUCGUCGCCUCUUCCCCGGCUGCCGCUGCAGAAAUCCUCAAACCCCACGACCGUGUCUUCUCGGCAAGAUACGUAACCAAAUCAAGUCCGUUCAAAAUCAGCGAUAUUGAUAGAAUGACAAUCGUGUGGGCUUCCAACUGUAACGACAGCUGGAAGUCCCUACGCGGGCUCUGCAGGACGGAGCUUUUCUCUGGCAGAGCAAUCGAGUCGCAGGCCGCCGUCAGGGAGAGGAAAGUUAGCGAAAUGGUCGAAUUCCUUGCCGCGAGAGAAGAGGAAAUGGUUGAUAUUGGGGAAAUCGUGUUAACGACCAUUUUCAACUCGCUGUGCAACCUUUUUUUCUCUGAAGACUUGUUGGGGUUGGAAGAUAGUAAGGGGAAGGCUAGUGGGUUAAAGAGUCAUAUUUGGAAAUUGAUGGAGCUAGCAUCUGCUACCAAUAUUGCUGCUUUUUACCCUUUUCUGGAACCCCUAGACCCUCAGGGCUUGAAGAAGAGGACAGUAAAGGUUGUCACCCAGAUAUUUUCCGUUUGGGAGAGUUACAUCAGGGAAAGAAGGGAAAUUAAUGAAUCAAAAUUGCAUGGCCACGCUCCGAAAAGGGAUUUCCUGGACGUUUUCCUUUCAAAUGGUUUCGACGAUCAGAAAAUCAAUUGGUUGUUCUUGGAACUGCUGACGGUGGGAACAUAGACCACCACUACAACAGAGGAAUGGGCAAUGGCCGAGCUUCUAAAGAACAGAGAAGUAAUGAGGAAAGUUCGCGAAGAGUUGAAUAGAGAGAUUGGGGAGAACCCCAUCACAGAAGCGAAUGCUUCCCAGCUGACAUUUCUCAACGCCUCCAUAAAAGAGACAUUCAGGU